AAUAAAAAAAAUCGAGUGGCUCUUUUCUUAUUAAGAAAUAGGAUGCUAUAUUUAGCCGACAAGGGAAACGAGAGGGGUAUGGGAAAAUGGGUUCUUCAAUCAUCUUCCUACCGUUUCUUCUUUUGCUUUUCCAUUUGGAACCUUCAUCGGCAUUCUCACUCUCCGUCGAGAAUCUGGAAAAAGACAUCAUAGUCUCAUCACCGAAGGGAACGUUCACUGCAGGGUUCACUCCCGUAGGUGAAAAUGCUUACUGCUUCGCCAUAUGGUUCACCAAACCACCUCGUACAACCGUGGUUUGGAUGGCCAACCGUGACCAACCGGUAAACGGAAAACGGUCAACACUUUCUCUUCUCAAGACCGGCAACCUCGAAUUAACCGACGCAGGGCAGUCCAACGUUUGGUCCAUCAACACUCUUUCUGCCGAACCUCUUGAGUUGCAUUUGUUCGACACCGGCAACCUCGUCCUCCGACAACAGAACAAUCAAAGCUCCGUUCUGUGGCAAAGCUUCGAUUUCCCCACCGAUACGCUCCUUCCUGGUCAACCUCUCACUAGGUUUACGAAGCUUGUUUCCUCAAGAAGUGAGAGCAACUAUUCCUCUGGUUUUUACAACCUCUUCUUCGACAAUGACAACGUUUUCCGUCUUCUCUACGAAGGCCCUCAAGUUUCAAGUGUUUACUGGCCAGAUCCUUGGCUUGUAAGCAACAACGUUGGUAGUGGUAACGGUAGAUCCACUUACAACAGUAGCAGGGUUGCAGUGCUUGAUACUUAUGGACAAUUCAGUUCUUCUGAUCAUUUCAGUUACAAGACAAUUGAUUAUGGGAAAUUGCUUCAACGAAGACUCACCCUUGAUCAUGAUGGUAAUGUUCGUUUGUAUAGUCGAAAUGAUGGACAGGAGAAUUGGUCAAUAUCUGGACAAUUUAAGUCACAACCUUGUUUCAUUCAUGGGAUUUGUGGACCCAAUAGUAUUUGCGUUUAUGACCAAAAAAGUGGUAGAAAGUGUUUAUGUCUUCAAGGGUAUAGUUGGGUUGAUGAUCAAGAUUGGUCUCUAGGUUGCAAACCCAAUUUCCAACCUUCAUGUGACAACAAAACUGAGUAUGGUUUUCUACCCUUAGAUGAAGUUGAUUUUUAUGGAUAUGACUAUGGAUCAUCUUUUUCGAAUUACACUUAUAAACAAUGUGAGAGUUUGUGCUUGCAAUUGUGCGAGUGCAUGGGAUUUCAGUACACCUUUGGUCUUGAGAAUGGCCUUUUUUGGUGUUACCCAAAGACACAGUUGCUAAAUGGGCAUCACUCACCGGGUUUCUCAGGAACAAUCUUCUUGCGGUUGCCGAAAAGCUAUGCUCAUGGGAACCCCGUUGAUGUUAACAAUGGCUUGGCUUGUGAGAGAAAUGGUGUGGCAAAACAACUAGAAAGACCAUAUGUCAAAGGCAAAGAAAAUGGCUCUGUGAAGUUCAUGCUUUGGUUUGCGGUUGGGUUAGGAGUGGUUGAAAUAAUGUGCAUCUUUUUGGUGUGGUGUUUCUUAUUUAGGAACAACGAACAUAGUGCAGAUAAACAAGGUUAUGUUCUUGCAGCAGCAACCGGGUUUCGGAGAUUCAGUUACUCUGAGCUUAAACAAGCCACUAAAGGUUUCAGUCUAGAGAUUGGAAGGGGUGCUGGAGGAAUUGUAUAUAAGGGUGUGUUAUCAGAUCAUAGAGUUGCUGCAAUAAAGAGACUACAUGAAUUUGCAAACCAAGGUGAAAGUGAGUUUCUUGCUGAAGUAAGCAUUAUUGGUAGGCUUAACCACAUGAACUUAAUUGGCAUGUGGGGGUAUUGUGCUGAGGGUAAGCAUAGGUUGUUGGUCUAUGAGUACAUGGAAAAUGGUAGUUUAGCUCAAAAUCUUUCAUCAAAUGGACUUGAUUGGAGUAAGAGGUAUAACAUUGCUCUAGGAAUGGCAAGGGGUUUGGCCUAUUUACAUGAAGAAUGCUUGGAGUGGAUUUUGCAUUGUGACAUAAAGCCACAGAACAUACUUCUUGACACUGAUUAUCAACCUAAGGUAGCUGAUUUUGGCUUGUCUAAGCCAUUAGAUAGAAACACCCUCAACCAUUCGAGUUUUUCAAGGAUAAGAGGAACACGAGGUUACAUGGCACCGGAAUGGGUUUUCAACAUGCAAAUCACUUCCAAAGUGGAUGUUUUUAGCUAUGGAAUUGUUGUGUUGGAGAUGAUAACUGGAAGGAGCCCAACAACAGGUGUCCAAAUAACUGAAUUAGGAGCAGAGUCACAUCAUGAGAGGUUGUCAACAUGGGUGAGGGAAAAGAGGAGGAAAGCAUCACAAGUUGCAUCAUGGGUGAAACAAAUUGUUGACCCUUCUUUGGGAUCAAAUUAUGAUGUGAACCAAUUGGAGAUAUUGGCAACAGUGGCUUUGGAAUGUGUGGAGGAAGAGAAGGAUGUGAGACCCAGCAUGAGUCAAGUUGCUGAAAGGCUCCAAAGUCAUGAACAUGAUUCUUGAUUUCUCAUGGCCCUGUCAUUUUCCCUGUUUAUCAUUUUCUGUUCCUCAUUGUAAUAUUGAUAUUUUCAAUUUUGAAUAGAGUGUUUAUUUUUAUUUGUUUAUUACGUGUUUCUCUACUUGAGCAGUAGAGUUAAAUGAGUGAAACUAGUUUGAAUAUUUUUAUUCCUAAAGGGAAAAAGUGUAAGGAAUGCGUAUGAAAUAAAAAUUUGAAAAUGUAGAUACUUUAUCCCUAAAUUGAAUCUCUAAUGUUGAAGUUAUGUCUAGUCAAUGUAGCUUGUUUCUUCCUCGGUUUAACAUUUUAUCACGUCCUUGCAUGUUUUAUGAGAAUUAAGAAUGUGUUUGACAACUUGUUUUAACUAGUUUAAAAUUUAUUUAAUCAAUUUAUUAACUUCCUUGAUCAAAAUAAAGGUGUUUGAUAAAUCAACUUAUUUUUAAUAAUUUACAGCGUUACAUUUAUAACUUAUUUUUGUAAAUUUUAUUUUUAAUAUUGUGAUAAGAAAAAUAUUUAUCAUCUUCUUUAACAUUGUACUAUUUAUAUUAAUUAUUACACUAUUUAUGCAAUAAUUUUUAUAAAAUAUUUAUUUUUUAAAUAAAAAUGAUGAGUUCAAAAUUAAUUAAAAAAUUUAAAAUUAUAAUUAUCCAAAGUUAUUUUCGUAACUAAAUAAUAAAAAUCACAUAAAUUAUUUU
Molecule: messenger RNA, 3170 nt
Organism: Abrus precatorius (Indian licorice)
Lineage: Eukaryota; Viridiplantae; Streptophyta; Magnoliopsida; Fabales; Fabaceae
Product: putative receptor protein kinase ZmPK1
Exons: 2
Coding region: 87-2483 (798 amino acids)
Biological process (GO): protein phosphorylation; recognition of pollen
Molecular function (GO): ATP binding; protein serine/threonine kinase activity
Source: RefSeq, a predicted model, not a curated record